AUGUUGGUGCUCAUGCGUCCACAUCGCUGGCGAAGGUUGGCCGCCUUGGGAGUCGGAUGGAGGGCCCUGGCCAAAGCGCCGCAAGACCUGAAGGACGUCUUGCUGGAUAUCGGCUUCCCUGCCGACGGUGUGGGGCGAGUCCUCGGGAAGCUUCAGCCGCUGCCGUGCCAGCAUGGGGCCACGGCUGCAGCGAAGGUGCUGCAGCUGCUGCACUCGUGGUCUGUCCCAGACGAGACGCUUCGAGCUGCCAUCGCGCGCCAUCCGGAGCUGCUAGCCGCGACACUGGCAGAACUCCAGGCCACUGCUGAAGCACUCCAAGCCUCGCUUCCGAGAGACGUGUUCAGUGAGCUGGUGCAGAAGUUCCCUGAGGUGUUGCUGGCGGGCCGGUCAAACGUGGCGGAAUUGCAAGAGCUUUUCAGUUCAUGGGGCCUGCCCUGGGAGGAGGCUGCAAGACGGGCGCCGAGACUGCUGCUGCGCAUGCCGGAGGAUUUGUCCAAGCUCCUCCACUUCCUGCGCAAAGAUCCGCUGGGUCCGCAGCUCUCUGCCGACCAGCUAGCUCAUGUGGCGAAAAACUAUCCGAUGCUCCUCCUUGGGACAUUGGAUGCUGAGCGGCAGCUGGCUCCACUGGUGCAAUUUUUGCGCCACUUUCUUGGAGUUGAUCCCGCUAGCUCGCAAUGCAUCGGGCUGUAUGCCUGGCCAGAUUCACUCGCUGUUGUCGAGCCAACUGCUCGCUUCCUAGUGGAAGACUGUGGUUACCCGCUUGAAGAGCUUCGGGAAGAUGUUGCACUCCUGGGGUAUUCAUUUGAAGCACGAGUGCACCCACGGGGCCGCUACGUGCAGCAUUUGGGUAUGGCCCGAUUGCCACUCAAGGCCUUGACGGCUGUGGAUGACAGUCACUUCUGCCAAAUGGUGGAUGCCGGCAAAGACGAGCUUUACAGCCGGCGUGUCGCUCUGGACCCGAAAGGCUCGAGAGUCGCCCUCUCCUUCGGCCUGCCCAUCAGGUUGUACAGCCCACACAGACGCGGCUUUCUAGCGGCAAGCUGCUCGCUAGAGAAGAAGGCUCCUUACAUGCGUGCCGUUCGGGACGAGACAUUGGACAUCCGCGAAUUCUGUGCGAAGGACAUCUGGGUGAUCGAGCCGGUGUCGCACGAAUUCUUGAAGGACACGGGCAUCGAGUACAGCAUCACGCCUGUUCUGCUUCGCCACCUGGGCAGUGGGUAUUACCUGGCCAUCUCCGAGGCAGACCUGCAAGAAAAAGACAUCAUCUACAACAAGGCUCGAAGCUGUCGGCUUCGAGGUCUGAGGCUAAUCAGAAGCCUUUCGGAUCCUUAG
Symbiodinium sp. CCMP2456 is the source of this 1332-nucleotide messenger RNA. The record is from the annotation of a GenBank genome assembly. NCBI's taxonomy places the organism in Eukaryota, Dinophyceae, Suessiales, Symbiodiniaceae.